This is a messenger RNA of Owenia fusiformis, 2511 nucleotides long. Lineage: Eukaryota; Metazoa; Annelida; Polychaeta; Sabellida; Oweniidae. The record is from the annotation of a GenBank genome assembly.
AUGUCGUGGUUUAAGGUUGCUGUGGCGGUAGUUUUAUGCACCAAUACGUAUGUUUACAGUUUCAUUUACAACGACCAUGAGUACCUAGGAUGCUUUGCCGAUACUACAGAUAGAGACUUGAAUGGACGAACGAAUCUUAUACGGAGAAGUCGAUGGGAUUGUAUCACAACUUGCAAGGCGCAUGGAUUUCAAUACUCAGGAAACCAGAAUGCAUAUACUUGCUUUUGCGGAAAUUCAUAUGGUAGACAUGGAAUGGUGGACAAAUCGGAAUGUGACAUGACGUGCGAGGCUGAGGGUAACACCCAAACAUGUGGAGGGGCUUAUAGGAACAACGUGUACGACACUGGAUUCAGAAUGGAAGAAAAUCGGGUCAGUGCGGAUGUUGCAAAGCUUUCAUCAGGAGCUUCAAUCGAAUGCUCAUCAAGCACAAGUGCAGCCACUUGCAAAAGAGCGAUAGAUGGAGAGAUUGCAGGAUUUUGUGUUGACCGGCUCGUGUCUGGAGAUGUUUACAACGUCCCAGAUUCGGCAAUAACUGCCUCCAGCGUUUGGAAUAAUGAUCUAGUUGCAUUCGGAGCACAGCGUUCGAGACUAGAUACGAAGGCGGCAGCUGGUUUGUGUGGAGGCUGGGCCUCUGCCGAACCGCACACUAACAUUUGGAUACGGGCAGAUCUUGGUCAAGUAAUGUUUAUAACAGGGAUCAUAACCCAAGGAAGAAAUGGGUAUAGCCAGUGGGUAACAUCAUACAAGUUUUUAUAUGGUAAAGACGAAGGCAGCCUACAAGAAUAUGGAAUGGUUCUACAAGGCAAUAGCGAUAGAGAUACGAAGGUUCAAAAUAUGCUUGAUCCACCUGUAAAUGCCAGAUACGUCCAGAUAAAUCCUCAAACCAAGUAUGGUACUGCCCCCUGUCUGAGAUUUGACGUCAUCGGGUGCGAAAUAGAAAAUGUUGGCGCAUGGGUUAACGUGACUUUGGCAAGGUCAUUUUGGGUUAAAGAGAUCAGCAUGAUCCAGAAUCGCGAGAGCCUCUUGACGCAAGCUCGCAAAGUCAAGAUGGAUUUCAGCGACGGGUUAACAACCAAGAUGGAUAUGUUCGAUAUGGAGCCGACGGACCAACAUAGCUGGGAGUCUGUGCGAUUUGACCCACCCGUUCUUGCCAGUUGGGUAAAGAUUACGUUCAUUGAAGCUUAUGUGAAAUCAAAAGAGCCAUUUGGAAUUGUGGAACUCGACAUAAUUGCAGAUUUUGGACCAUUGACUAACCAGGCUGCUUUAAUUGGGACUGCGACGUCAUCAACUCAAUUCAAUGGAGCUUUGUAUCCACCUAAUGCAGUUGACGGGACACUCAUUGUCAAUUUCGCUUUUCAAUACAACACGUGGGUCGACCAGUGGAUUUUGAUUACGUUAGAUGCGGAAUAUUGGGUACACGUGAUCAAAUACGCAAACAGAUGUGCAAGGAACAGUCAGCACAAGAAAGUACUUGUCGAACUGUACGAUGCGUCGUCAAGUUUGAAAUUGGGACUUUCAGUCAGUUCGCAAGUUUUCAUGUAUUUUGAUGAAUUUGAAUGUGGAAGUUUUCGAUGGACAACCCUUCCUUUACCAUACACUCGUUUGGUGAAGUCUGUAAAGUUCACAAUCGAGGAAAUUGUGAAUAUCGAGGCGUUAGAAAUAGCACCAGGGAUGAGUGAAAUUCAAAUCUUCACAGGACAAAACCUUGCAAGUUCGUCAGCUCCAAUUGUUCAGGAAACGUUUCCCUCUGAGAAGAGACAACUCAUCCGUACACUGACAGAUAUGGACAAAAGUGUCUGCGCCUUUGAGGUUCAGUAUGUGUCUGGGUCGAGAUUGCUGUUUUACACAAAUGCCAUUGGUCUUACUCAGUUCAAAUUGGUGAUUACAACAAAUGGUGGAGCUGCAGAUGAUUUUGACGUGUUUAGCACGGGUGACACGACAGCCAAUGUAACAACUGCAAAGAUGCUACGCUGUGACGGACCGGAGUACCCAGGUACGGGGGAGUUCACAUGGACCUGUACAAUUAGUGAAGAGGGAGACUCGCUUUAUGCUGCAACAGUACUGGUAUCGACCUCAUCCGUGUAUCAGAUUUGUGAGAUUGAACUACAGGCUGUAUCUGAUAUACCUGAGUAGUCAAUCCUCAUACGAAGUGUGCAUGAACAUAUAUUCCCGAAACGAAAAUCGAUAACUGUUCAUGAAGAGUAAAUUGACAAAUAUUCACGAGAUGUAGAUUGACAAAUAGAUCUGAAACGUGAUUUGAUAAAGAUUCUAUAUAGAUAUAGACAUGUGUAAAGUGGAAAAUAUUUCUGAAGUGUAUAUAAUAGUAUCACUGCUUUUAUUUGUAAAUACUUAUUUCUUGAAAAUGGCUUCAUAUGAUUCUAAGUUCGUCAGCUCGAAUUAUUGACAAAGUGUUUCCCUUUGAUAAAAGGCCACUCAACUGAUGCACCCGAAUAGACGACCUAAUUAAAUUCCCGACGUGCGAAUAACUGAUAUUCCUGAAGUGUUAACUGA